AUGAAAAGCGAUUGCAGUCUAUCACAAAAGCAGCCUAAUAGGAUCCCAAACGUUUUUUCAGGGAUGUUUUCUCUCUUACAUGAGAGAGAAGAGUUUGUCCAAGGCACCGAAUGCUUUAAGCUACCGAAUAUUUUUCAAGAGACUCAUGCAGACUUGCUUGCAAAUAUUCCAUCUCUUCCAAGCAUUGUUUUACCAGAUAAUCAAAGGCCAACAAAAAUCAAUACCGCUUGCCCUCAUAAAAACCGAAAACAUUAUGCGAAGAAUAUGUGCAAUAACUGCUACCAUAGACUUGGGAGAGUAAAAGCAGCUUGGGCGUGCCCUCAUAUAGAUAGAAAACAUUACGCCAAAGGGAUUAGGAUUAGGAUUAUUAAAGUCAGGCGUUAGCCAUAUUGGUGACGCAGUCACCAAAGACCUUCCGUACGGGAGGUUCAUCCGCUUUUCGACUCCAGCCCAGAGGGUCUAUCCCUCUUGCGAGUGCCCUUCCGGUACCUUCUGUCUCCUCCUUGCCUUAAGGCUUCAGUCUUGAGUGGGCGGCUUAUGGAUUUCUGCGGCCCUGCUACGGGCGAUUGGAGUAACUUGGUUCCAGGGAUCAACUCCUUGGAGUCUAUCGGGUGUCGAAGUGCCUUUCUUCGACAGCUACAGGAAAAAGACUGUUCCCCUGUGGCCUGGGCCGAAAACCCAGUUUCUCGGUAGAGGAAUGCCCAUGGGUCCUCGGAUCCAAAGGACGCUGUCGAGCACCUCCAUUUCCAACCACAGGAAAGCAGCCAAAACCUACCCGGAUACACACCUCUAGAGCCUACACUAGAUUCUCAGCUCGGAGUCCGUCCCAGUUCGCCGUAGCCAUAAGGUCUGGACUACUGCGCCAAGAGAGCAGGCUGACACGUGUCGCCAUUUUAAUGUAUAUCAUUACGCCAAAGGGAAGUGUCAAUUUUGUUACAUACAGAAUUAUCACCGUGAUAGAGUUUUGAGAGAAGAGAACCAAUUUAAGCUUGAGGAUUUUAAAUAUGAGUAA
Messenger RNA from Blepharisma stoltei, 1012 nucleotides. The record is from the annotation of a GenBank genome assembly. NCBI's taxonomy places the organism in Eukaryota, Ciliophora, Heterotrichea, Heterotrichida, Blepharismidae.